Messenger RNA from Serpula lacrymans var. lacrymans S7.9, 785 nucleotides. RefSeq lists its product as uncharacterized. The record is from RefSeq and is a predicted model, not a curated record. NCBI's taxonomy places the organism in Eukaryota, Fungi, Basidiomycota, Agaricomycetes, Boletales, Serpulaceae. The coding region runs from base 130 to 558 and encodes 142 amino acids. The transcript has 4 exons.
AUCAUAACCAGUUCGAGCGGGACUGGACGCGUCUCGUAGGCACUGCAGUAACAACACUGGCCAUGCUGCAGGAUCCAAGCUAUGCACAGUGGUCGCCCGUAGCAUGUGCGUUUCACGUGGGCUGUGGAAAUGCGUGGUGAUCUUGGUCCAACCCCACUACUGGCACAUUCUGCAGUUACUUUGGAUCCAUCAGCGGGGACGCAAAUAUUUCAUUACAUGUCCCUCCCAAGGAACAUGUAUACCCUUUCUUCGGACUUCCCUAGCUGUCUCUCUGCACCCGAUUUCUUUCGGUGGUCAAACGGGGGCCGAGGUUUGAAUUGUCGCAAGACUACGUUUCAACUUGAACAAGGUAUCAAGAUAAGUACACGGCGGAUAAGCACAGUUGUGCUGUAUAGUCGUUCGCUUCACGAACCGCGGACAGCCUUCUCGAGGAUAAAACACAGAAGACCCGGAGCCAUGCCAAUACAAAUCAGUCCUUCAAUCAAAAUAUAUCGGUCGCAAUUUAACGAAAGGCGGUUACUCUCUGUCAAGCAUUGGCUAUCCAUAUUUCGGGCCUAAAAGCGAGAAUUAGGUAUCAGACAUGAAUGGUCAGGUAUGUCAGAUCAGAAACUGCUGUAAGUUCUCUACUUCUAUCUUUUAGUCCACAUGCGGCAAUAACCUUCAAGUUACAAACGGUCGUGGUGGGUUCUCCAGUCAGUUUACUUCCUGUCGACAUCGACACAGUAACUAUAGAACCAAUUCGAAAAUGCACAUGGAUGAUUGCGCCGAGCUAUGAUUUGACAGCA